GCAAUCUGCAGAUCUGUCAAUACUGAAUGUGCCGAAGGGUCGGCUCAAGAAGCGAACUGAAGAAGCGUCGCUGACAGAAGCGCUCGCAGGAUUAACCAGUAGAGGCGCGCACGUUCGUGCAGAAUUGCCAUAUUUGGACGUGAUGACCAGGUCCGAACUUGCCUAGGGGCAGAAUGCAAAGCGUCCAAAAUACCUCCAUCCCGGCAGUCCUCCACGACUAUAAGGCCUUUCCAGUAGCCUCCAUCUUUUUCCCCUCGUCUUGCCACCAUGUCCACCCAACCUCUCUUGCAGAGGACCGCUGCAAAACGUAUUGCCUUGCCUGUAAAAGUCGAGCCCAAGGUAUCCUUUGCUAAUGAACGAACGUUCUUAUCAUGGCUACACUUCACGGUGGUGCUUGGUGGUCUGGCAGUUGGUUUGCUGAACUUUGGUGACAAGGUCGGGAAGAUUAGUGCAGCCAUGUUCUCGUUUGUCGCCGUUGCAGUAAUGAUAUAUGCACUAUGGACAUAUCAUUGGCGUGCUGCGUCCAUUCGGAGAGGAGGUCGCGGUCCGUAUGAUGACAGAAUUGGUCCCACCGUUCUUUGUGUCGCAUUACUUCGUGCGUACACUUUCGCAUACGUCAUACCCAUUUCAACUAAUUGUACUUUUGACUAGUCGCUAUCAUCAUCAAUUUCAUCCUGCGCUUCACGACAGGAGACGAGCCUUAACUUGCCACCGCCUCAGUCGUUAUGAUUCCUCUCACGUCGUGUUACCCUGGACUUGUGUGCACCGUUCAAAGUACCCCUGGGCCCGCCAUCUGGUCGGAGUCGCGUGAACUGGGCUCAUCGAGUUCUUACAAGUUAUCGAAGAUGAAAAGCAAUCUACUACGUCAUGUUCUGAUCACAUUCUACGACCCACUCUACCGCACGGACUCUUUCUGUGUUACCACCAUCCAUGAAUUAAUUAUUACCAGCAUGAUCAUCCUUCGUCAUGUAGUGUUCUCUUUCUUGUACUUAGGAUUGUAAUACCUUAUCAGCAUGCUACUUCUUCGUACACCUUCGCAAUUUAACACAGUCUACGCCGUCCAUCCGCUUCAUAGCUGACUUGCAGGCGGCUUAGAUCAGAAGGCAGGGGCAUAUGGUUGGAACCAUGAGAGGUAAAAUAGAGCAGCAAUCUAUUGUGUCGAACUACUUCUGUACACCAGUGAAUACCGGUCGCUUGACCUCGUGAAUAGGCGUUUGGCCUUCUGGUGUGCCAGGGAUAGUCUUGGUGAGACC
Messenger RNA from Somion occarium, 1253 nucleotides. The record is from the annotation of a GenBank genome assembly. Lineage: Eukaryota; Fungi; Basidiomycota; Agaricomycetes; Polyporales; Cerrenaceae.